Messenger RNA from Nerophis lumbriciformis (worm pipefish), 3477 nucleotides. Lineage: Eukaryota; Metazoa; Chordata; Actinopteri; Syngnathiformes; Syngnathidae. The record is from RefSeq and is a predicted model, not a curated record.
AUGAAACAAGGUCCUCUGGAGGAUGGCCUGGAGGAAGAGGAUGAGGAGUGUGUCUCCGAAGAGAAUGAGCUCCUGGCCAAAGAUGAGUUCUCGGUGGAAGAAAACUUCCCUGCCGAGUUUGAUACUGAGAACAUGAGCUGCGAGGACAUGGAGUACUUCUGCAAUAAAGGAGAAGAGAAUGGCAAUCGAGAGGCAGGAGAGCAAGAGGUGGACAGCCAGGCUGAGAAGAAGAGGCACACUUCAGUAGGACCGGAUGAAUGGGACGGUCCAAGAGAGCUGGAUGCAUUUCUUAAAGAUGGCGAACGCCGGAUCCAAAGCCGUCAGCAACUGCCUGUGGGAACAACUUGGGGCCCCUUUGAAGGGAAGAUUGAAAUGGGAACCGAGAACAGUUGCCUGAAGACGAAGAGCACGGUCCCGGUGGUGCUGAGCGCCGGCCCCAAGUGGCUGCUGGAUGUGACUUGGCAGGGAGCAGAGGACAACAAAAACAACUGUGUGGUGUACAGCAAAGGUGGCCAACUGUGGUGCACCACCACCAAGAACAUGAUGGAGGGCGAAGAGCUGGUGGCGUUUGCAGUUGACUUUGACUCACGUCUGCAGGCAGUCAACCACAUGUCUUUGAGCGAGGGCAUGUACCCAGCCAGGCUGCUGGACAGCAUCCAGCUCUUGCCGCAGCAGGCUGCAAUGGCUUCCAUCCUACCCACUGCAAUUGUCAACAAGGACAUCUUUCCCUGCAAAGCAUGUGGGAUCUGGUUUCGCAGCGAGAGGAAUCUACAGGCGCAUCUGAUGUACUACUGUAGUGGGCGGCAAAGAGAACCUGAGACGGUUGUUGAAGACAGUGACACUGGCCCCCACCAGACCUCCAGUAUGUGCCCGUUCCCACAAUGCAACAAGACUUUUUCUGGGGCCAGGGCCCUAGAGAUGCACCUGACCACCUCACACAGUGGUGUCAAAAUGGAAGAGAGCCUCCCUCCUGGCACCAGCUUGAAAUGCACAAUCUGUAACUACACGGCAGAUUCUCUUAUUACAUUCCAGCAUCACAUCAUGUCUCACCUGUCACAGGCGGCCUUCAGAUGCAAUCACUGCCAUAUCAGCUUUCAGAGCCACAGGGAACUCUUACAGCAUCAGGACUUACAUGGACAUGGCAACAAACUUCACAGGGAAGGCGAUGCCACCGAUCAUUCCCCCAGGGGGUCUGAGGAAAGCCUCCAGCAGCAGCAGCAGGCCUGCAGCGAGCUGGCCAACAGGAAGGAUGCUCUGCUGGGAAGCCCCAAAGGGGCCCUCAACAAGGAUACCAGCACAGACGGAGAGGCUGACAAGGCCGAGAAGAAGCCCAUGCUGUCUGCUCAGAAGGGAGAUGGCCACCCAGGAAGCAAAGCAAGUUUUUCUUACACUCGGAUCAAAUCUGAGCCCUCAAGCCCUCGUCUGGCCUCAUCCCCCGUGCAGCAUAACAUGCCUACAUUUCCCAUGGGCCCCUUCUUGUCUCAGUUUGCUUUCUCCCAAGAUAUUUCCGUGGUCCCCCAGGCUUCCGAGAUUCUAGCUAAAAUGUCCGAGCUAGUUCACAGGAGACUGCGUCAUGGAGGGAACAGCUAUCCCCCAGUCAUCUACAGCCCGCUUAUGCCCAAAGGAGCCACCUGUUUUGAGUGCAAUAUCACCUUCAGUAACCUGGAUAAUUAUUUGGUUCACAAAAAGCACUACUGUAACAGUCGCUGGCAACACAUGGCAAAGUCACCUGACUUCUCCGCCCUUUCUGACAAGGUCCCUGAAUCCGUGAGUCCGAAUAGUGGUCACACUUCUGUCAGCAUGUUGACUGGAUGCCAUCCUGCUGAAGGCGACAGUCACCUCAUGCAGUCAGCCUGCCUGAACUCCAGUAUGUUGGACAUGAUCAAUGCUGGGGCCAAAGGGCCUGAUAAGGAUCUAUCCGUGCAAGUGAAGAAAGUAUCUACACCAACUGGGGUGGAAGAGAGGCUAAAUGGAAAACAGAUCGAGGGGAAAAGCCCUAGUACUGGUCUAGUGGAGAGCGACAAUGACCCGAGCAAGACGACCUGUGAUGCCUGUAAUAUUACCUUUAGCCGCCACGAGACCUACAUGGUACACAAGCAGUACUACUGCGCCACUCGUCACGACCCGCCCAUGAAGCGCAUGUCCAACAACAAGGUACCCUCCAUGCAGAGGACCAUGAGAACUCGUAAGCGAAGGAAGAUGUACGAGUUAUGUCUGCCAGAUCCGGACCAUCAAAAGAACCCCAUGGGACAGCCAGGUUUCCUUGGGGUCCAUCCUAUGAAUCCUUGCACGUCCCAAGAAGCUGUUGACAGCCUCGGAGAUCGUUUUCACCCCCGCAGUGACAUCUUUCCAGGUAUGGUCCCUAAACACCUGGAGGCCUCUCUGACUGUCACGAAACCUAUUUUCACUCCCAAAUGCAAUACAGCGGAGCCACAAGAGUUCGAUGCCCCUAUCGAUCUCAGCAAAAAGUGUUCGGCACUCUCUGAUAAGACAUGUAGCUCUCCAAAAAGACUGUUAGACUACCAUGAAUGUGCAGUGUGCAAAAUAAGUUUCAACAAGGUGGAGAACUACUUGGCGCACAAACAGAACUUUUGCCCAGCUACUGCUGCUGCAACCGCUCAGAAGGCACAACAGACAAAUCAACAGCAGCAACAAAAUGAGACGGGAAGCGUGGACGCAACUAUGCUCCCAGACGCGAAGAACGAAGGCAGUAACAACACUGCCGAGACCUACGAUAAGAGCCCCAGCAAAUGUGAAAAAAACGGCAAUGGGAAAGUGAUGGUGCAGAAUGGAGGCCUAUUCCCACCUCACCUGGGGCCCGCGCCGGGUCUCAAGCCUUUUGCUGAACCCCAGCUUAUCCCAUCAAAAGAUGAGAGCAAGAACAUGUAUCUGCCCCAUUGCCUUUAUCCUGGAGCAAUAAAGAAAAUGAAAAGUUCUGAGCAAAUUUCGCCGUAUUUUGGAAUAAAGCCCACUGACUAUGUGAGCGGAGGACCAGUGAUGCAAGGAGAGGCCGGCGAACAGGAGCAGAGUGUUAACGGGGGAGGAAGCGCAGGUGAUGCGGGAACAACCAGGGAACUGACCCAACAGCCUGCUGCUAAUGGCUGCCCUCACCCUGGCAAGGAGCCUCUCCCCCUGCUGCCCAAAAACCGAGGCAUGGUCAUUGUCAACGGGGGACAUAAGACGGAAGAACGUUCAGUCACAGCAUCGCAACAGGAGAACCAGCCCCAGCCAGAUGGCCAACCCACUAAUCCCUCACCGACGUGGGCCGCGGAGAACCCAGCAGACUCCAAUGAGAACAUGUCACCUUCCUCCAAGUCCCCAAACGAGGAAGCGGCACCCACAGCCAAUAAAGGGAUGAAUGGCUCCGGAAGUAGCAAGUACUGUCGCCUCUGUGAUAUCCAGUUCAACAACCUGUCAAACUUUAUUACCCAUAAGAAGUUUUACUGUUCAUCACAUGCUGCAGAGCAUGUUAAAUGA